UUAGAGUCAGUGCUCUCCCGGGUCGAGUUUUCGCUGUCCCCAGACUGGAGACGAGAUAGCGAUGGAACUUGGGUAAUACUUGCGGGUGCGACUCGUCAUUUAAAGGUGAUGGAAUAUUGCGAAGAGUUGUUACCUCUCGAUCCCUUCUCAGCCGGGUGCAUGUGGUAGUUUCUCUCUAUCGUAUCACCUCACUUCCUUUCCCUUUCCGGGCUGCGCCCUCACUAUUUGCUGUUUAUGGCUGGGCCUGUUUAACGACAUCUACCUUCACGACCGUUAAUUGUGCGCAAUCUCUUUUCUGUCCUCUCUUCAAUAAAGUCCGUGUUGUAGUUUAAAGCUCUUCUGUCACAGCGUCAAAAUGCGCACUGCUUCUCGCCAGUGGCGCACCCGCGCGAAUGGUUUGCACAUAUUUAUUCGCGACGAUCUUCCAGAUGUCGCAGACGAUAUAGACUCCGGUUCAGACUCGGACGGGGAGUCAGAGGGGGGGCCAGAUACGCCAUCGCCGACGGCGGAUACAUUUCCUCCACCUCCUCCACCCCCUCCCCCUCCUCCACCGCCUCUACCUGAGGCUCCUGUGAAUACGGAUCCUACGUCGAUUCUGCCGAGUCCUACGGAGCCCGUACAGACCACACCCGCCAUACCAGAAGCUCCCACUCAGGAUCCGGCCCUGCAAACGACAACGACCACAAGCAGCAGCACCAUCGUGACUACGCAGCAAUCGUCCGUGACAACAACGUCGACUACCAGUGCUAGCGUGCUUCUUCCGGACCCCUCUACGCAAACGACACUUACCACAACAAGCAUCUCUGUGCCUACUCAGAACCCACCUCUUCAGACCUCACCAUCGGAAACGACCUCAACAACAAGCAGUAGUGUUCCAGUCAUCCAGGUUCCAUCCUCCCAAACCACCUCGACUACGAGCAGCAAUGUCCCCGUCUUAGUUCCUCCUUCCCAAACAACCACAACGGGAAGCACCGCGGUAUCUACUCAGAUCUCGUCUAUACAGACGACCGGCGUCAGUGUUCCUGCUCAGGUCUCUUCUUCGAGGACGACAUUGAUCACGAGCACCAGCGUGUCUGUUGCGGAUCCGGCGCUACCUACCACGGUUUCUACGAGCACAAGCCCGCCCGCUCAGAGCACCUCUGAGGGGGCCAGCGCUACGCCGAGCCUUGCCAGCGGCCAAGAGCCUCUGCCAGCGCAGUCAGGAGGGUCGGGCGGGUCAGACUCAGCUCGGGAUGGAGCUAUAGCCUUCGGUGUACUCGGGGUGGUGGUGAUCGUAGCCGCGCUGAUAUUCCUGAUAUGGCGGUGCCUGCGGAAGCGGAAGGCGGCAGCAACAGCGAGCGGACACAAAUCCCAUAAGCCCGACGCAGCCGCGAGCGGGCCCGCCACCAAGACGGAGUCCAAGAUCAUCGACGACCUCAUGACUGCCGCGUACGCGGCCGAAAACGGCGAGUACCGCAACAGCAUGCAGCCCCACGACGUCUACGCGGCCGAGAAGCCACAGCACCACGCUGCGUCAUCCGUAUCCGCUCCGGACGCCCGGCAGUCGGCCGUGCGGGACGGGCCGGCGCGGGCCUCGCACGCGGCCUCGCGGUCGACCAACUCGCUCUACGUGAGCCAGAUCAUGUCCGGGUUCUACAAGGGCCCGCGGAUCGAGUCGUUCACGGUGGCGCCGCACGCCGCGGCCCUCCGGAUGCCGCCGCCGCCGGCGCCGUCGGUGGCCGCGCGCACCGAGACCACCAACACCACCGAUACUACGUGGAGGACGUGGGGCGUGUCGCAGAAGAAGAAGAAGCCCAAGGAGACCUGGGUCGACAAGUGCGUUCGCCUCGGCGGGCUGCGGUAAAGCAGGCAGCCAACUAGGGUCUUUGCUACGUUGCAAGCGAUCGACGGUGCGGGCCGGAAAUAUAGUCAGGAUAAGUGACAUGUAUAA
Durotheca rogersii is the source of this 1930-nucleotide messenger RNA. RefSeq lists its product as uncharacterized. The record is from RefSeq and is a predicted model, not a curated record. The transcript is spliced from 3 exons. Bases 356 to 1843 code for a protein of 495 amino acids. Lineage: Eukaryota; Fungi; Ascomycota; Sordariomycetes; Xylariales; Xylariaceae.